This is a messenger RNA of Linum trigynum, 6969 nucleotides long. Lineage: Eukaryota; Viridiplantae; Streptophyta; Magnoliopsida; Malpighiales; Linaceae. The record is from the annotation of a GenBank genome assembly.
CACUACUCAAGCUCCAUUGUCUUCUUCUUCUCCCCCAAUUGUGCAAAACUAUCACUUUCUUGCCUUUGCAUACAAAUCAUGCCGACCACUUUCCAUAUUAUGUGACACACUUUGCACCUAACACUAGGUGGUGCAUUAAAAGCCAACCAAUAUGCUAGUAAUUGUGUGAAUUGUAGCCUACACAACAACCCCCAUAAUAUAUGGUGUAAACAAACAUAUAAUCGGCUACAUAACUUCCCAACCAACGGCACAAUUCUUAUCAAAUGAUCCUAAACUCAACGACUCCAAUUGGUUGGAAUAUUAGAUUACUAGACUAGUCAUGCAUCAUGGUGAAUUGGUGGAGUAGAUGAGCCACCUCAUCAACAUGGGCAAAGCGUCGAUCGCUAGAUCAGCUAAGUCGUUAUUCAUAAAAAAAAAGAACUAGUUACGAGUCGCGCUCGAUUCAUCUCAUAAUUUUAACUUGACUGUAGUGUGGUAAGGUUAUUCCACGAAUGAAUUUUUCAACUAGCGUACUCCACUGUAUAUCAACAUGGCUGCUGGCCGACGAUUCUAUCUCGAUGGUUGGUUGUAUGGAUUUUGGUGUGUGAGCUGAUAUAUGUUUGUCAUACUCAACUACAUUAGACCAUGAUUAUGCGAUAGGCCAUACAUGUUUAUUUUUUUGGAUCGUUUAUCAGCUAUUAUGACAUUGCCAAUUUUCUUUGAUUUGAGGAGAAUGAAAUAUUUGUGUUCUUUUCACAUAAAAGGGAAACAUGAAAACAUAAUCUCCGCUCUCUUAGGUUUUUUGUUGUAUACUUCGUGAUGUGUGAGCUUGAAACGUCUUGUCAUGCCUAUAGAAAAUCAAUUUGUUACAGGUUACAUUAUAGAGUUAGGAAAUUGUUAUUAUGACAUAUCCAGUUUUAUUCUAUCUAUCGGGAACAAAAUCUUCACAUUUCAACAUAAAAAAUAAAACGUGAAAAUACUGAAACAAAGAUCAGAGCGAAAUUUUAAAGAUUAACUCUGUCAAUCAUACUCAUUGGUUUGAAUUUGAUAAUUGGUUGUCACCUUUGACUUCACUAUCCUUUCUUAGGAUUCAAAUGACAAUCUGUAAUGUUCAAAAUCCCAAUUCAGAUCAUAAAUAUUUGCUGCAAAUGAUUAACCAAGAUUAACAUGGAGAAAAAUAGACUAAUUUUUAAAGCCGGGGUUCCUCACGUGUCGAUUCAGCCAAGAUCAUGUCUCAUGAUUAAUCAUUUCGAAAAGAGAACUUAAAUCUAAUCAACCCAAAACUAAGUGUGCUUAGUUGGAGCCAUAAAGUAAUAACAAAGUAUGCCCGUGACAAAAAGAAACCAAGGGUGUCAAUGCAUUUUAUUUAGAACGCAAAUUGACACCUACUCAUGUCAUCAUGGGCAAUAUAUUUGUCAUCUCGUAGGGCUUAGGCAUGCAACCAAAGUGAAGUUAAGUCAUAGUGGAUUACCCCAAAAAAAAAAAACACUUUUCUAUAUAAAAAAAAGUUCUCUAAUUAACUAAAAGUUUAAGAAAUUUUCCAAUCCUACCCCUUUUGAUAAUCUAGAAUGAUUCAUUCAGCGAGCUCGUGAGAUCGCGGUUGUAUUUACCAAUAUUGAUCAUCUAGGGACAAUACUUCUGUUUUUAAACAACGAUACCAAUAUUUUCCAUCUUCUUCUAUCCCAGAUUACCAAAGAUAUUCUUGAAUUUAGUUAUGUAUACCAUGACAUAAUAAAUGACACCAAAGGUUUGGUGGAUAUUACUUGUUUUAGAUUAUCACGAGACUAAUAUGUUGAUGUGACUUGAAUCAGACUAUCGGCUAUGACUGGAUGUCACGGUGGUCACCUUGUAUGGGUCGAUACACGUUUGGGUUGCUGUUCUGGGCCUCGUUGUAACUACUUUUCCUUAAUCAGAUAGGAUUAGGGUUAGACCACAUGAAGAAGUACUUAUGACUACUUCUCAUACUCCUCUGUAAUCUGUAUCUCCUCGAAGUAUAGUGAAACUGAUUCUCUCCUGCCCGUGGACUAGCUAACACACGUUGUGUUAUUGAACCACAUAAAUCCAUGUACCGUGUUCGUUCUUGUUUUUGCAUUCUUACUUUAUCGUUUUUUUUUUUUUUGGUUUCCCAAUCCGCAGAACAAGAGUCGUGACACAAUCCAUCAGAUUUAACGUGUUAACGUGCCUUAGAAAUCCUCUUUCUUCUCUACUCCACUAGAAGAUGGCUAGUGGAAAGGUGACUGCCUGUUAUCUUGUUAAGGGCAUCGCAUUCCCUCCCAAAGGUCCCCUUUUUUCCUUUCACAUGGUGGGGGUGUAGGGUUUUUUCUUUUGAUUCUCCCAUCAUCUCCCUUUCUCACUUCACAGAAAGCUACUCUUUUGCUAUUUUUUUUCCUGCCUUUUAUGUUACGCCCAAAUCCGAAGAAUAUGUUCCUCUCGAUCUUUAACCAUAUUUGGUCCAUUCCAGUUGGCUUUAUAAUGCAGUCAGUAACCGCCUCACCAGCCUCCCUUCGUUAGGUCAAUUCAACUCUUCUCUUAGGUCUUGCCGAUUUGGUUAUCGGGAAAUCGGGUUUAGAGACGGAUGGAUGUUGUCAUUCCGAUAUUAUUAGUCGACCAAUCAUUUUGAGUCUAGUGAAAAAAAUAAGCUUUAAAAAAGCUUGCAAAGAAAAGAACACCAUCAAGAAAGCAACACGGAUUAUGUGUGUCAACUGAGCUGCACAUUGAACUCUGGCUUCCAAUAACCAGAGGACAAAUGCUUGAUUUGAUACUAGGGUUGCUUGUCAUACACUAAACAAUUAUUGAAUAAGUGAACUAUAGCUUACAAGUCGAUUGAAGAAAAACAAAUAAAAGCAUCUUGAUAAACUUGAUCAAUUUUUAUUUCGCAUUUAUUGUUAGUUCUAAAAGGUUCAUACAAAAACAUUUGAUCGAAGACGUUUUGUUGCUCAAAACUAAUUAAGUUCAGUCGAAUUAAUAUUAGACUUGAAACAUACUGUAUGAACUAUCUUAAUCUCUUGAUUAAGUCACGGUCCAAAAAAAUCUCUUAAUUAAGUCGUAUAAUCUCAUAAAUCCCUUGAUUUAUAAAAAAAACAAUCUUAAUCCCUUAAUAAACCAGAGGGCCCCAAAUGGCAAAAAAAGCGAGGCACUUUUUCCCUUUUCAUUUGUUUUUUCCCGCUAAUUAUUAUAUUGUUAACCACUGUCCUGUCCACUCCCCCGAGAUUAGAUUACUCCCGCCAUGGAAGUUUAAUUAAUUAAUUACAAUAUUUUCGCCAAUUAAUAAAAACUAAACCUCGGCUCGGCGGACGCAACCCUUAAUCCAAAACGGACUUCCGCCUAAAAGCCAAACACUUUCUCCCCACUUGCAAAAGACCAAACUACCCUUUUCCCCGCCAGUUUCUUUUCCUUCCUCUGCUCUCUCCAUUCAUAACUCUCUCCUGCAGAGUAAAGAAGAAACAAGAAGAUAAAAAGCUCUCUGCCCAACAACAAUGGCGGCAACCACACAGUACAGCUAAUCAUAUCCUGAAUUCUCCACACUUCCCUUUCCAUUAUCCUUCGAUUCCAUUUUUCCAUGGCCGGUUCGUUGACAAAGAUUCACUAGAUGGGUCGAGUAGUCUCACAAGAAUCGGAGUCCCCAUCGUCGCCAUCGCCAUCGACGGCGUCGUCUUACAGUCCCAGGCAAGCCAUCGAUGUCCUCUCUUCUUUGGUCUCUUUUUCCCACUCGGUCAAGGUUUUCGCGGUGAAAUGGCAGACGAUAAGGCACAAGCUCGACGAGCUCACGGCGAGCUUGGUCGCCAUCGAGAGCUGCGAUUCCGAGCAGAACCCGAUUCUAUCCGCCAUACUCUCCGGCAUCAUGGUCUGCGCCGGCGACUGCUACGACCUCGCCAGGAGGUGCGUCGACGUGUCCUACAGCGGGAAGCUGCUGAUGCAGAGCGAUUUGGACGUUCUGGCGGCGAGAUUCGACCGCCAUUUGGGGAAUCUGUCCGGUGUCUGCACCGCCGGAGUUCUCUCCCACGGAGGGUUCGCCAUCGUCGUCUCCCGACCCGGCCCGAGCGCUUGCCGCGACGACAUAAGGUUCUACGUUAGGGAUUUGCUCACCAGGUUGAAAAUCGGCGACGGCGAGAUGAAGAAACAGGCUCUGGUGAAUCUGAGCUCGGCGGUGGAUGAAGACGAGAGGUACGGGAGAGUGGUUGUGGAAUUGGGGGAAAUCGUACCCAUCUUGGUCAAUCUCCUCGACUCGCCGGAGAUCGAGAUUCGAGAUGAAUCGGCGAGAUUGGUGUGCUCAAUCUCGAAUUUCGAUGCCCACAAGCCGAUCUUGAUCGGCGCCGGAGUAAUCGCCCCUCUGAUUCGCGUCCUGGAGACCGGCAGCGAGUCAGGUAAAAUUAUGUCCACCAGGUGUUUGAUAAAAUUAACCCAGAAUUCCGACAACGCAUGGUCAGUCUCGGCUCACGGCGGCGUCACAUCUCUACUCAAACUCAUCUCCGCCGCCGAUUCCUCGCCGGAUAUCAUCUCCCCAGCCUCCGCCGUCUUGAAAAACCUCCUCCCCGUGGAAGAAAUCAAGCGGUUCAUGAUCGAAGAAGGAGCAAUCUCCACCUUCAUCAAGCUCUCCAGAUCUCCCCACGAAGCCGUACAAAUCACCGCCGUCGAGUUCCUCCAGAACAUCGCUUCAGGGGAAGAACCGGUGAACCAAUCGGUUCGAGCCAUGAUCCGAAUUCUCGACCCGAAUUCGGCUUCUACUUCCUCCACCAAAUCUCGAGAGACCGCAUUGAGAGCAAUCGAGAAUCUCUGUUUCCAAUCUCGAAACUGCAUUUCCCAGCUAACCACCUUCGGAUUCCUGGACCCAUUACUCUACUUCCUCCGAAACGGCGAAUUCUCGCUGAAAGAACUGUCCUUGAAAGUCGCCUGCCGCCUCGCCGGGACCUCCGACGAGGCCAGAAAAGUAAUGGGCGACGCCGGAUUCACACCGGAGUUCGUCAAAUUCCUCGACGCGAAAUCGCCCGAAGUCAGGGUCAUGGCAGGGCAGGCGCUCCUCGGAAUGCUGACGAUUCCGAGGAACAAGAAGAGGUUCCUUCACGACGAUUCUAGCAUCAAGAUCAUCCUCCAGCUGCUCGACGACGGAGUAGCAGAAGAAGAAGUAGUAGAAGAGACGAAUCAGCGUGGUAGCAAGAAGGUUCUGAUUCAGAUUUUGAUGUCGUUAACGGCCAGCAAUAGCGGGAGGAGGAAGAUUGCAGGGUCUGGUUAUCUGAAGAGCAUUGAGAAGCUCGCCGAAGCAGACGGAAGCUCCGACGGGAAGAAGCUUGUGAAGAAGUUGGGGGCCGGCAGGAUUCGGACAUUGUUCAAUGGGAUCAUUUGGCAUUCGUGAAGAUCAGAAUUCAGAAUUUGUUGUAUAUUAGGUAAAAUUGGGUUUCGUUAUUUGUUCUGAUAAUUAUACUUUUUUCUUGUUCCAGCUUUCUUAGCUUUUGAUGAUCAUAAUCACAAUUGUGGAAUGUGUUAUUGUAAAGAACGAAAAAAAGAGAGUGUUCUUAGGAACUUCCGGCUUUCUACUUACUGAUUGUGCUGCAGAAUCAGAAUCGCCAUUUUUGUGCAGCAGCUUUUCUGUGUAAAACUUUUAUAUGGAUUGAAAGGAAGCAUCCUAAUCUAAUAAAAGAGAAGGAAGGGGCUAGACAGAUUCUAUUCUCUAGAGUGUCAAGUUCUGUUCUUUCUUUGAGGCAGACUUAUGAAUGAGAUUCUUAAGUUCUGUUUCCUGCAGGAAUCCUGAAUUUGUCAAUAAGGCGAGAUUGUGUAUUCCCAUUCGAAUUCAUUAUCAAUUGAUCGUCGAAUGACAAUGAUUUGGGUCGAAUAUGAAUCCAGAUGAAGUUUGGAUCGAUUUGGAUCGAAUUGAAUGCAAACAUUUUGUUUAUUGAGUCGAAUGUGAAUCCAGAUGAAGUUUGGAUUGGAAUUGAAUGCAAUCAUGUUGUUUAUUGAGUCGAAUAUGAAUCCGGAUGAAAUUUGGAUCGAAUUGAAUGCAAGCAUUUUGUUUAUUGGGUCGAAUAUGAAUCCAGAUAAAAUUUGGAUGGAAUUGAAUGUAAGCAUUUUGUUUAUUGGGUCGAAUAUGAAUCCAGAUAAAAUUUGGAUGGAAUUGAAUGUAGGCAUUUGGUUUAGUUUCGAUUCCAGAGAGUCUAAAUGAGAAAUAAGUGGAUCGAAUCGAAUGUGUUUUGAUCUCUCCUCAUUUUGGGUUUAUCAUUGAUGAUAUGAUGAUGUACCCAAUUUGGGUGGCUGGAUUAGAUGCCGGAUUAGACCAUUGCAUUGGAAGUGAGAGCACAUGGGGAAUGGGGCGAUGGAGGGAGAAGGAAUUAGCUAGGCAACAACAAAGGGAAACAAGAGCAUGUGGAGUGGUGGAGUGGGGAUUACAAGUAAGUAUCGGGAAGGGAAGGUGGCUAUCUUCUUCCUUUCUAUUUGUUUUGUUUUGUCUGUUCUAUCUAAUCCACCAGUUAGCCAGCCAACAAGCCAAGCCAAAACCAGAGAGAGAGAGAGAGAGAGAGAUUGGGUUGUCUUGUAGCUUUGUGUGCAUGAGAUGGAGCUUUCAUAUGGGGGCUGAUGACCAGACCAGACAGUGGGUUGAUGGAGGCAUUUAAGGUGCUGCAUAGAUUCAGCUAAGGAAGGAACUGAUCUACCUGUCAAGUCUGUUAUCUCAUCUGCCCUCACUACAAGCAAAGUGAAAGCCCAGCUCAGCUGGUAGUAUUAUGGCCAUGGCUGAGUUGGAUUGGAUCAACCAGAUGAAAACAAAAGCUCAUGGGUGGAUAGUGGUGAUCUGUGGAACUCGGUUGUUUAUGGUUCUGGAAUAUGAGUCAAUAUGGAUUUGGCUUUUCAUUUGAUAUUUGCAGACCUGUGAUGGUUGAAACUGAUUGAAAAAAUUGAAGUUUAUCAUAGUUUCCAAGGUUCGGUUUUGGACAAGUGAAAGAAGGUUGAAAAGAAGCCAACAAAGAGUCCAAGUUGCAGGACAAAUGAAACAGCAUAAAUUCC